AUGUGGAAGGCGGCGGGAGGAGCGCCACGUUCCCAACGUGGGGGGAAUUCCCCGCCCGCUGCCCUGCGCCAGGGUCCGGGGAGCGCGGAAGCCGAUGGCGCUUUAGCCACGGAUGGCGGGGAGGCUCCGCGACUUGGCCAGGCGGAACCCGGCGGAGAGCAGGAGGCUCGCGGCGGGGCUUAUGGCGCUCCGAAUGGCGGAAGAAUGUACGGCGGCGAGGGUUACGGCGCAACUGGCGGAGAGGGGUAUGGCGGAGGCGGCGGGUGUCCGCCUGAGGAGAUUUACGGACGGGCAUACGGGGGACGGGGAGCUGGGAGGUACGGGGGCGGGGAAGAUGGCUGGGGGUACGGCGGAGGGUAUGGGGGAAGCUACGGGGGUGGAUACGGGGGAAGCAUGGAGGCAGGGGACGGGCAUAGAGGAGCAAUGGGAGCGGAAUGGGGAUAUGCAGAAGGAAGUGGAUGGGAGGGGAGGAGGGAAGGGGGAGCUCUUGGGGGCAUCGCGGAGCACGGUGGGGAAGGCAUGGGGGACCCUCUGCGCCGUCGGGGGAAUGGGGAGAUGGGGCAGGCCGAAGGGGAAGGCGGGGAGGCGGAGGAGAAGGGGAAGAAGGGCGGAGGCUGGUGGCGGUUGUUUGGGGGAAGAAAGGGCGGAACGGGGGAGAAAGGCGAGGAUGUGGGGCGAGGCGAGCAAGAAAGGUGGGAGGAAGGUGCGGGGGAGGGGGGGGAAGCGCGGCAGCAAUGGGGCGUGGGGGGGUAUGGGGGCUACCCAUCGGGCAUGAGAAGGGGGGAGGGGGAGUGGGGGUAUGGCAUGUAUACGGGGGGAGGAUACGGCACACAUGGGGGAGGAGGUGGUGAGAUGUACGGGGCAGGGGGGUAUGGGGCAGGGGCGUAUGGGGAAGGAGGAUAUGGGGCAGAGGGGUAUGGGGAGGGAGGAAAUGGGGCAUGGGGAUAUGGGGAAGGUACAUAUGGGGAAGGUACAUAUGGGGAAGGUACAUAUGGGGAAGGUACAUAUGGGGAAGGUACAUAUGGGGAAGGUACAUAUGGGGAAGGUACAUAUGGGGAAGGUACAUAUGGGGAAGGUACAUAUGGGGAAGGUACAUAUGGGGAAGGUACAUAUGGGGAAGGUACAUAUGGGGAAGGUACAUAUGGGGAAGGUACAUAUGGGGAAGAUACAUAUGGGGAAGGUACAUAUGGGGAAGGUACAUAUGGGGAAGGGGAAUGGGCAGGGGCGCAUGAGGCAGGGCAUUACAGCGGCGUUGUGAGGGGAGAGGGCGAAGUGGGAUCUAACGGGGUGGCGGAGCUGGGUGCUUCUCACGGCCCUGCUGCUGCUGGUGCUUCCGGUUCUACUGCUGGGGCUUCUGCUGCUGGUACUGGUGGAGGGGCGGAGCAGCCAAGGGGGUCAAGCGUGGGGGAUGCAGGAGAGGGAAAUGGGGGCGCAGCAGUGGGCGGGCAGGAGAGGGAGGGCAGUGCGGGCAGCGGAGCGGCGCUGGCAGGGCCGGAGAGAGCAGGGGCGGAGGCACAGGCGGCGAGGGCGGCAGGGGUGGCAGGGGCAGGCGUGGCAGUGGAGGGCGUGAUGACGACGGGGCUGACGACAGCCGGGUUCAAGGUGCGGCGGCGGGGGCGGCCCGUGGUGCAUGGCAGGGCGUCGGGGUAUGAUGAGGACGAGGCUUGGAGCCCUGGGGGCGACCGCAGUGGCGCGGCAGGGUGGGGUGUUGAGGAGAGAGCGAGUGUUAAGGGGGGGGACGGGAGUGUGGAGGCGGGGGGAGCAGGGAGUGAGGAAGGGGACGGCGGGGAUGGAGAAAGUGGGGAAUCGGGAGAAGAGAGGAGUGUGGGUUCAGGAGAUGGGGAGGAUGAGGAGGGCAGCAAAGGGGAGGGGAGCAGAGAGGGCAGCGAUGGUGCAUCAGAGGGGGAGGCGAGGGAGGGCGAAAGGGCAGGGGAGUCACGGCAGGAGUGGGAAUCUGAAGCCUCGCCAGGAGCGUGGGGGCAGUACCCCUCUCCCGCACCUCACCACUACGCACGGCCCCAUCCAGCCUUCCAGCACCCCUGGGAGCACCAACGCCCCAACGAUCCCUGGCAGACACAUGGCAGGCAGGCACAGGGGGGACACCCCUCACCUGCAGCGCACGGCUCGCACCCACAUGACCCCUGGCAGCAGCACGGCGCACACUCACAUGCCGCCCAGGGGGCUUACCCUGCCGCACACCACCCCCUCCCUGCCGCUGCUGCUGCUGCUGCCACCGCUGUUGCCCCUGCCUCUGGGUCGCACACCCCCCUAACAGGCAGCCCUGGUCCGCCCCCACACGCGAUUCAGCCCCCUCAAGGCACCGCUGCAGGGGCAUGGGGAGGGGCAGGGGUUGGGCCAUGGGGAGGGGGAUGGGGAGGAGCGGCGGGGUGGGGAUGGGGAGGGGCAGGAGGGGAGGGAGGCGUGCAUGCGUUGAGAGGAGGGCCGGGGGGAGGCAGGGGAGGGGCACCUGGCAGUAGAGGGUUGCGGCGGGGGAGACAGGCCGGAGGGGGGAACGAGAAGGAUUCAGGCAGCGACCGGGGCGAGGGAGAGGGGAGAGGCGGAGCAGGGGAGCGGAAGGGCAGGGCGUGCUCUCCGGAGGGCGGCCUGGCAGCCGUGGCGCUGCUGCUGCUCGCUGCCACUCUCGCCUCCCUCACUGCCUUGUGGGCGUGGGGAGGGGAAGAUGGGGGAGCGGGAGUGAGUGCGGCGGGGCGGCGAGGCACGGACGUGUAUGAGGCGAGCAGUGCGGGCGAGCGGAUGGGCGAGUGGGACGAGCAGGCGGGGCUGGAGGUGCAUGUGGGCACGGCGGCCCCGCUCCUGCACGGGGAUAGCCUCAAGGGGGGGGGGGAGGUGAGUGGGAAGGGCGGGGCAACAGCACAGGGGCCAUCAGGAGCGGGGCGGCAGUGGUACGUGGCGGUGCACGUCGCCCACGCCAUGCAGACGUGGCCUCGCCUCGACUUCUCCCUCUCCGACGCCUUCCAGUGGUUGGAGUUCGCGCGCUACAGCGGCGUGGCGCACGUGUUUUGGUACGACAUGGCGGACGACCCGCGGGACCGCAUGGAGGCGGCGUUGGAGCGGUACGAGGGGGAGGGCUUCAUCACGUACCACCACUUCCCCUCUCUCGCUCCUUCCCUGCCCGCCCACCGCCAGGCCAGCCCCCGCGACCAGGCGCUGCACCACUGCCUCACGCACCACGGCAGCGCCACAGUCUGGCUGCUGCCGCUCACCCUGGUGGACUACCUCUCUGUGCCGCCCGACAUCAAGCCGGGCUUCGCCGACCGCUUCCUGCGUGCCUACGAGGCCCACCGCCCAUCUGCAUCCCAGCUGCUGCUGCAAACCUUCCUCUUCCUCGGCAACCCCCCCCAGAACGCCUCCGCUCUCCUCAUCCAGCGCUACCAGCGCCGCACCAACCACUCCGACGGCGUGUUCCUCAGUCCUCAGGCUCGGGUCGUGCCUGUGGUUCGGCCGAACCUGGUGGCUCGGGUGCUGUGGCACAACCCGAGCCACCUGCUCAUGACAGGUGGCAGCACGAUGGCGCUGCCAGCUGGCGCCAUGCGGGUGAACCGAUUCGCGAGUGCGCUGCAGCAGAUGCCAGGCACAGGUUAUAGUUGA
Messenger RNA from Closterium sp. Naga37s-1, 3609 nucleotides. The record is from the annotation of a GenBank genome assembly. NCBI's taxonomy places the organism in Eukaryota, Viridiplantae, Streptophyta, Zygnematophyceae, Desmidiales, Closteriaceae.